CUUGACAGAAUAUUCUCUAAAGCCUCUGAAGCCAAAUAUUCCAAAGUUUUACUGCAGUGAAAUAUUGUGUUGAUAUUCUGCUAAUGUAACUAGAUCAUUUUAUUUUUGUCAGUUCUUAAGUGAAAUCAGCUGCUGCACAAACAGCUAAAAUCACAGAGGUGUUGCAGAGCUUCAGCUCCAGGACUGAAGAGCUGCUGUAAGUCCUACAAACCACCAGAUGUCGCUGCACUUCAGAUCUCUUUUCUGCACCAACAGAAGGAAAGGCCCAGAGUUUUAUAAGGCUUCACUAGAAGAAACAAGAGAGCACAGGUGCACUAGAUGAACUGAAAGGUGAAAUGAACUGCAUCAGGUAAAACGUCUGUGAACUGAUGUGAAAACACAUUUUUAACACAGUUAACUCCACCCUGAACCACAGCUCCCUCCUCUGCUGCUGCCUUGUUGUUUUCUUUGUAGAAGAUCUUCGUCACACUUGUUCGGCUCCUAUAACUUUCUCACUACUUCCUUAAAAGGGACUGAUAGAUUUCAGUUCUUGAGGAAAUUCUUUCAGUGUGUCUCUGUUAAAGUAUAAAUGACAGGAAAACUGAUGCUUCAACACUUUCCUGCAUCACUUGUUAACAUCUUGAUUUUCUGCAGCCAGUUCAGAACUCAGCAGCUGGAUUUCAACUUCAUCUAACAGGAAAGAUCAUUGAAAUCUUGUUCACUUCCUUAAAUCGUCUUUCAGCUGAAGAAUUUAAAGCUGAUAUCAAUAUCAUCUGUAUUCUGAACUCAAAUGACAUCAAUACAUUUCACACAUAUUUAAAGUCCAACUAGUCGUGUCUGCAGUGAGCAUACAGCAUGAACAACCUCCAGACCACAGGUGAAGUGUUGGAACUGUCCAGUUGAGCAACACAUAUUGUGGAGGCUUGAUGCUGCUGUUGUAGCCACAUUCUCAUCAAAACACUUCCCCUUCACUUCUCUGAGAGACACAAGCUCAGAGAAAGAGGGAGGAACCAACAGGCCUCAGACCACUAACAUAUGUGUGAAACACGUCAGUGUCACAAAUACACUGUGGGACUGGACACAGUGUGAACUUGAGACUCAAUAAGAGUCUUCAUAUAGUUUGUUUGUUACAGUGUUAGAUUGACUCAAACAUUUUCCUUUGUCUUGUAAUCAGUGACUUUGUCUUCUUCACUGGCUCAUUCCAGUUUCACAGGAUCUUUGUGAUGCUGCUGUGACCUCUGACCUCUGACCUCUUCACUGAUGGCUGCAUCUCAUGUUGCUGAUCAAGAGUUUGUGGUUGCUGUCAGUCACUGUGGAUGAGACAAAAAUACAUUUCAAACCUGUUGAAGUGGAAACUGUGACAUUUAUAAAACAGACUAAAAUUAAGACUGAGGAAGUGACAUCAUAUGAACCACAGGAAGUAGGUGCAGCUUCUCUCGACUAAAGCACGACUUUAGAAACUCAGAUGAUCAUAAGAAGAGAGACAGAAGAAGGAGAGAGACAGAGAAUCAUGAUGGUCCAGUUCAAAUGGAUUCAAAUGUCUUUAUUUGUGACAGCGAUGCUUCAGUUCACAGGAGCAGCUGAAAACCUUCCAGCCUCCUUCACUGUCACAGUUGGAGAUGACGUCACUUUGACUUGUGACAAUGUGAUAAAGCCUCAGCAACAAUGUAACAGCACUACCUGGACCUUCAGUGGUUUAGGAAGCAAACAAGUAGUAGAGCUGGUUGAACUUGGACAGAUUGGUAAAGAUGUCAAAGCUAAAGACAGACUGAGUGUUACAGAGAAAUGUUCUCUGGUUAUAAAGAAGGUCACAGUCGAGGAUGUUGGUCGUUACAUCUGUGAGCAGUAUGAAUAUAGAGGAGCUCCAAAAAGUUCUCCAGACUCUGUGGUUCAUCUGUCUGUUGUCUCCAUGACUGAACAUCAGAACCAUGAUGAGGUGACAUUAAUCUGCUCUGUGUGGACAUAUGGACCAUGUAAACACACAGUGAAGUGGCUGUAUGAGGGUAAAGAGGUGGUGAAAGUUAAACAAGAAGUGAAGACAUCACAGUCUCUCUGUUCUGCCUCUGUGACCUUUCAGAGAACUCAGUCACUUUACGAGUGUAAAGUGACUGAUGGAAACAAAAAACAGCUGUUUCCCUUCAGACUUCAGUCAUCAGGAAAGAAACCAGAUUGGUGGUGGCUGCUCAUCAUUCUGGCUGUGGUCUUAGUGGCACUUUUAAUCAUUGUUGUGAAAGUCAUCAGGAGGAAGAGAGCUGAAGGUGAGAGCUCAGAGAACAACACACGGAUGGAGGACGAUGUUGGACUGACCUCAAACCCUGCAGUGACUCAGUCUGCUGCAGAAACCAGUCAGGGCACGGCUGAUCCUGGAGAUGGAGUCUGCUACGCCUCCAUCAGCUACACCAGGAACACCAACAGGAGAGAUCGGAGAAAAGAUGGAGAUGAUGAUGAUGAUGAUGAUGAUGAUGAUGAUGAUGAUGAUGAUGAUGAUGAAGCAGUGACCUACACCACCAUCAAAGCUUCCUCUCUUUCUGCUGGAGCGUCUGCUGAUCCCAGCAACCUGUACGCCACCGUCAACAAACCAAAGAAAUAAGAGGCCACAGUGUCGUCACAGCUCACAUUGCUCCACUUGUUUUACACUGAUAAUGGAUUUUGAUUAUGUUUGCUGUAACCAGCCUUUUAUCCAGUACGGGGUGCAGUAGUUUAACUAGCAGCACAUUAGCACAGUAUUAUGUGGCAGCUUGAAAUAUAAAUAAGCUAAUGAGGUCAUAUAUGGUACAUUUUUCUUGCUAAUCUGUAAAAAGAGUAAAUGCCAGAUUGGCUUUGGAGUUUCAGGUAUCAGAAAACAGGUUCUCUGAUGAUCCCAGGUCGUUUCAGAACCCAGAAUACAGAGGUCACACUUUUAUUUUGCUUUGUGAUCAAUGAAUCUUAACCAAAACAUUCCAAGGCACCGUUUUGCAAAAAGUCAACAUGCUAAAGUUUGGCUUUAGUCAAAGAUGUGUUAGUUUUAGCUGUUAUUUUUGUAUCUCCUGUUAUUGUUUGAUAUGCAGUCAUUUUAACAUCUACAUCUCUCUCAAUAAAUCAAUAAGUGAACCAACUGACUUGUGUAUUUUCAGCCGUCAUCGACAUAAAUAUCGAAGAAGCACUCACAUUUUUCUUUAUAUUUCUUGGAGAAACAUCUA
Messenger RNA from Acanthopagrus latus (yellowfin seabream), 3158 nucleotides. Its product is annotated as pheromone-processing carboxypeptidase KEX1-like. Gene Ontology annotation, biological process: T cell activation; positive regulation of ERK1 and ERK2 cascade; interleukin-15-mediated signaling pathway. Gene Ontology annotation, molecular function: protein tyrosine kinase binding; MHC class II protein binding. Gene Ontology annotation, cellular component: membrane raft; external side of plasma membrane. The transcript is spliced from 8 exons. The record is from RefSeq and is a predicted model, not a curated record. The coding region runs from base 1445 to 2569 and encodes 374 amino acids. Lineage: Eukaryota; Metazoa; Chordata; Actinopteri; Spariformes; Sparidae.